CUAGUAAUUAUAGCCAUUCGAUCCUUUGAUAAUCCUCCGAAACCUAGACGGCCCACAACUUAAAAUUUAGUUUUUUCUGUUGACUUGUUUUUGAAUCAAAGACGACCUGUAAUCCAUCAUCAUCUACAUAUACGUGCAGUGAAACAACCAUUUCUCUCCUCAAAAACCUAAUCACUCAGCUCCACCAUAUACACACACACUCGAUCCAUCAAGCUAGCAAGAAAUAUAAUAAUGUCAGAAUCUUCUCUCCCACCAGGGUAUAGAUUCUACCCGACAGAAGAAGAGCUGGUUUCUUUUUACCUAAGAAACAAGCUUCAAGGAGCACGAGAUGAAAUCCACACCGUUAUCCCUGUCGUCAAUAUCUACGAUUACAAUCCAUGGGAUCUCCCACAACUGGCGGGGGAGUAUAGCCGGAGCGACCCGGAGCAGUGGUUUUUCUUUAUUCCACGGCAGGAUAGGGAGGCGCGGGGAGGGAGGCCGACGAGGCUCACGGCGGAAGGGUACUGGAAAGCCACGGGGUCGCCGGGGUGCGUUUACUCGGUUAAUAAUCGCAUUGUUGGAGGGAAAAGAACCAUGGUGUUCUACAGAGGGAGAGCUCCCAAUGGAAGGAAGACGGAGUGGAAGAUGAACGAGUACCGAGCCAUUGAAGAAGAAGCUUCAGCAUCAUCGAUUGCUAAUAAUACUGCAAACUUGAAGUUGCACCAAGAAUUCAGCCUGUGCCGAGUGUACAAAAGAGCAAAAUGUGUUAGGGCGUUUGACCGGCGGCCGACGAGCAGUGGACCAGCAAUCACCGCCGCAGCGUUUCAGCCGUCGCCGCCUCAGGCUGCUUAUUUUAACCUGCAGGGCCCAUCGACAUCGCAACAGAUCACUGCGGCGCCGGCCGGCGAUAAUCAGAGAAGCAGCUCGUCCUCAGGCGGCGACCUGGAUAGCAGCUUGGAUUUUCCUCCUUACGCCUUCAGCUGGGACGAAUUCGACGAGCUCCACUGUCUCCUUGGAAAUGCUCAGUAGGAUCGGAUCGGAUCGUCUGAAUUAAGUCUAUACUUUCGAUCCAUUGAACAAUUAGUUAUUUAUGUACAAGUUUUAAUUUUAACUUAUUUUAUGUUUAUCUAUAUUCUCUCUAAAAUGUUCUUGUAUGUAGGCGCAAAACAGUUAUAAAUGACUGAGUUGCGGCUAUCUAUCACAACUUACAGUUUGCGUGGGGACAAAUGUUUUUCCCUUGCUAGGGAGUGACUCUUUACUUGCUAUUCAAUGAAUUAGGGGUAAAGGUAAUCUUUGGGGUCCUAA
Molecule: messenger RNA, 1284 nt
Organism: Ipomoea triloba (trilobed morning glory)
Lineage: Eukaryota; Viridiplantae; Streptophyta; Magnoliopsida; Solanales; Convolvulaceae
Product: NAC domain-containing protein 90-like
Exons: 3
Coding region: 232-1008 (258 amino acids)
Biological process (GO): regulation of DNA-templated transcription
Molecular function (GO): DNA binding
Source: RefSeq, a predicted model, not a curated record